Messenger RNA from Eleginops maclovinus (Patagonian blennie), 1917 nucleotides. RefSeq lists its product as uncharacterized. Gene Ontology annotation, molecular function: arsenite methyltransferase activity. Gene Ontology annotation, cellular component: cytosol. The transcript is spliced from 10 exons. The record is from RefSeq and is a predicted model, not a curated record. Gene Ontology annotation, biological process: arsonoacetate metabolic process; toxin metabolic process. Lineage: Eukaryota; Metazoa; Chordata; Actinopteri; Perciformes; Eleginopidae. The coding region runs from base 145 to 1230 and encodes 361 amino acids.
CUGAUCAUUGGAGUAGGGGCAGGUCUGACCCACUUUAAACAGUCAGUAGUUUGACCACAUAAAAUUGUUAUCCAUACCACAUAGCGAUUGUAUUUCACAUUGAAUACACCCACUUCUUUAUGUUUUGUACUGCUGUCGGACAUAAUGGCGACUUGUGAGGACGUGCGGGAAAACGUGAAGAAGUACUAUGGCAGUCGACUGGAGUCCUCUGGUGAUUUGCAAACAAGUGCAGCCUCCUGCAGUUUUUCCUGCCGCCCGGUGACAAGGAGUGUCACUGAUGCACUGAGCCUGGUUCACCCGGAGGUGACUAAAAGAUUCUUCGGUUGUGGCCUUCCCUUUCCAGCGAAGCUUGAGGGCUGCAGAGUCCUUGACCUCGGCAGCGGCUCCGGCAGAGACUGUUAUGCCUUCAGUAAACUGGUUGGGCCGAGUGGACAUGUGACAGGGGUCGACAUGACGGAGGAGCUGAUCACAGCCUCCCGUCAGUACAUUGAGUAUCAUCAGAAGAAGUUCGGCUUUGAGAAACCCAAUAUCACUUUUGUCCAGGGGUACAUGGAGAAACUCAAUGAAGCUGGCAUACAGAAAGACUCAAUGGAUGUUGUGCUAUCCAACUGUGUACUCUGUUUGUGUCCUGAUAAAAGAGCUGUGUUGCAGCAGGCUCACAAUGUUCUAAAGGAGGGGGGUGAACUCUACUAUAGUGACAUGUAUGCCAGCAAAGUCGUUCCUGACCACAUGAAGGAAGAUGCAGUCCUGUGGGGUGAGGGAAUGGGUGGAUCUCUGUUUUGGCAGGAUCUCAUUUCACUGGCACAUGGCGUAGGUUUCAGCACUCCACACCUUGUUUCAGCCAGCCAAAUUGCAGUCCACAACUGUGAGCUCAAAGCAAAAGCAGGUGACAUCAGCUAUGCUUCAGGCACUUAUCGGCUGUUUAAGCUGCCCAAAGGGUCGGUCAUGUCUGAGGCAACAGUGACCUACAGAGGGACUGUGGCAGAUUUUCCAGAUCAGCUGGACUUUGACUCCUCUCACUGCUUCAAGAAAGAUGUCGCAGUGAAGGUAAACGGUGAGAUGGCAGCAAUCCUCCAGACAUCUCGCUUCUCUUCGGAUUUCAUAAUCCAGAUUUCGGAUCAACCAGAGUCCAGCUCAGCGUCAACACCACAGUACUGCCACCUCAACCCAUUCCUGCUGGCUGACAAACUGGGAUCCUCUGUGACAAAAUGCUCCAAAACCAGCAAAUAAAGCUGAACUGUCUUUGCUUUGAAUCAGUGAUAUGAUUCCUCUACCUAGGGUUAGCUACCUACCUACUUUGGUGAAUAACAAAACAUUAUCACACUUUCAAAAUAAUAUAAUAAUUAAGUGUCCAGACACUAAACAAACAUUUUGUAAUUGUUUUAACUUUGUAUGCUUUAACAUAUUUGCGUAAUUUCAAACUAAAUGUACACAAAAUAAGGUAAAAUAUCAAUAAAAGUAUAAUGCCAGCAUUUUUGCCCAGCUGUUACUGUGUAACACAAAAGAUGAACUUACGGGGGAUGGUAGGUGGCCCUUCUUGCUGGUAGUGGGUGGUUUAUAUAAUGAUAGAUAAACUCACAACAGCACAGGCAGAUGAAGAUUAUUACAUGUGAUUUAUUCUAUCACAAUUUAAAAAGCAAUAAUCAGACUAUGAACAUUGAGAUGAACUGAAACAGCAAAGGUUUAGCGAUAAUUUAUUAAAGUCAUUGGGACAAACAUUUUCAGGAAGAAUAUCCCAAUCCCAGACAAAAAAAAACACAGUAAGAAUUAAACAGACAGAUUUCUUGAAUCCCUGAGCUUUAGAUAUGUACCACAAGCGUUUUUAUAAGUAAAGGUGAAAUUACACAAAGUGCUUACAUUUUAUUAUUAUGUAGAUUUGAAUUUCAAGUUACACAAUAAACAAUAAGCUACAUCUCC